This is a messenger RNA of Talaromyces proteolyticus, 750 nucleotides long. RefSeq lists its product as uncharacterized. The record is from RefSeq and is a predicted model, not a curated record. The transcript has 3 exons. Bases 1 to 750 code for a protein of 249 amino acids. Lineage: Eukaryota; Fungi; Ascomycota; Eurotiomycetes; Eurotiales; Trichocomaceae.
AUGUCGUGCGAAUACGACACCAAGAGAUACGCUCUCACGCGUGUUCGCCAGACUCAAAUCUUUCUUUCAGCCCUUUCUUUCCCGUAUGGACUCGCUUCCAUUCUGGUCACACACGGCAUAGCAGAGACAGCCUUACAAUUAACGCUCUUACUAUCAUCAGGCCUUUUUGCUACCGGUACAUUGUUUUACCAUCGUCUCAGCAAGCAAAGCAAGGCCAAACAUCAACACCCGAUCGCUGAAGUCGUCGCGGACGUUUUGUUCACAGUCCUAUUUAUAGUUCUCUGGAUUGUCGUCCUCAUACUAUGGGCCAAGCGACGUACCCCUUGGGGCAACCGCGUUGUGGAACAAGUUCCACAGAUGUACGCUCACUUUCUGACCUUCAUGCUAGGAGCGACGCAUUUCGUAGCAUUCGUCAAAGCUACAGCCCAUCACUACCGCUCAAUACGCGCUCGUCUGUUCGGUAGCAGAGUUACAUUUGUGCAAUGUCCAUCCUGCUCUCGAACUGCACAUGUAGAAGCCUCAGAAGGGUUGACCGGAAAUGCUACUUCUGCCAACUGGCGACGGUCCAAUCGGGAUAAGCUAGCCGAGGAUACUGAGGAUCCUGUUUUCGAUUUUUAUACCGAUGAGCCUUCGUCCUCUGCUAACCCAAACAUCAACCUUGCUGGUGAUGAACAGGAGCAGGGUGUAUUGUUGAGACCGUCGGAGGAGGAUGCUAGGCCUGUUGAUUUGGAGGGGUCUGGGGAUGCGUGA